CCCGAGCACGCCCUGCGCAGGCGCACACCGACAGCCGUUUCCGGGCUCCCGCGUCGCGUCUCGCCGAGGAGAAAAGCCCGUGGAGGGCUCACCGAGCGACGAUGGCUACCUACAGCCUGGCGAACGAGAGGCUCCGCGCCCUGGAGGACAUCGAACGGGAAAUCGGCGCCAUUCUGCAGAACGCAGGGACCGUGAUCCUGGAGCUGUCCAAGGAGAAGACCAACGAGCGGCUCCUGGACCGGCAGGCGGCGGCCUUCACGGCGUCUGUGCAGCACGUGGAGGCGGAGCUGUCGGCUCAGAUCCGCUACCUCACCCAGCCAGCCAGCCAGCCAGCCAGCCGAGACCCGGGACUGGGUGACCCUUCCAGACCCAGCUUCUCCUUCCUGAAGGAAAUACUUAAAGGUGGCCCUGCCCAAUUCACUGGUGGCCACGGGGCAGCCCCACGAGGGCUCCAGCUACUCUUCCAGAAAGGACUGUCAGAUGGCCCUGAAGCGAGUGGACUAUGCUCGCCUCAAGCUCAGUGAUGUGGCCCGAACCUGUGAGCAGAUGCUGGAAAACUAGGCCAACCUAGCAAGAACUUGGAGACCACCACCGGCACUCUGGACAAAACCUGGAGACCUGUACAGUGGGCAGUAGGGGCUGCCACACACGUGCCCUACUGGACUGAGUAUGCAAGGGCUGAAUGGCAGAAAGUGGGAACGGAGAAUCUUGUGAGACCAAGCCUGCCCACAGUGAUGCCCUGGCUCCUCCAGCAGGGUGCUCUGCUCACCACAAAACUGCUGACAAGUUCAGGCAGAGGGGAGAUUCAGACACCAAUCUUACUUCCUCAAACCUUUCAUGUCCCUACCCCAGGCUUCUUCAGACUGGACUAAUGGAGGCACGUUCUUUUUCAUUGAAAGAGACAAAACCAGAACUAGGGGCUUUAAUAAUAAAAACAACAGCAAUGAAAGCAAGGAGCUCAGACUCUCACUGGAACAUAUGUGGGUGAUAUGAACAGGGAUUGAGGAAAUAAAACCCAAGUGCAUGGCACCUGCUGAGGAACGGUGGGAAGGCCCACCCCCGCACUGUGGGGGUGGAAGGAGGAAGCAGGAGAGGCCUGAGGCUGGGGAGGAACAGCUGGUGUGUGAUGAGAGACUGGGACUAGGGGGCAGUGGGAUCCUCAGCAGAGAAGCUGAAGCCAGGAACCAUGGUAAGGGGCAAGGGCAUGAGGGCAAUGUCUGCAGAAAAAAGAGCCAAUAAUUAUAAAAAUAAUCUUUAGUAAUAAAAUGCACAUAAAGAAUUCCUCUAAGGUAUUACAUUAAAAGGUAGACUUUACAGGAUAGCAUAGAAAAUAAAAGACCAGGAAAGCUCCACAAGAGGGCACUGGCUGGUUAUUUGUAUGUUAAACAUCAGAUAGCUACAGAGUGCCUAUUAAGUGCCAGAGAUUAUUCUAAAUUAUACAGGACUGAAUAAAUCACAAUGUGUACCCUCACAGGCUUCCGCUCUUAGCUCACACAUUGGAGUCUGAUGCCACGGGUGUGUAAUGAAGCUGCAGAUCUGAAAAAGAUAUGGAAAUUAAUAUACCAGCUCUGAGAUUAAGGAAAGCUGGGGGAAUAGCUUGAACUGAGGAAUUAGACCCCAAAACAUUAACCAUAGGACUUAGAACAUUAGGUGCUCAAUACAGAUUUGUGAAAUAAAUGAAUGGCCCCCAC
Canis lupus familiaris (dog) is the source of this 1691-nucleotide messenger RNA. RefSeq names its product mediator complex subunit 11 (gene MED11). The record is from RefSeq and is a predicted model, not a curated record. The transcript has 4 exons. NCBI's taxonomy places the organism in Eukaryota, Metazoa, Chordata, Mammalia, Carnivora, Canidae. The coding region runs from base 102 to 524 and encodes 140 amino acids. Gene Ontology annotation, biological process: regulation of transcription by RNA polymerase II. Gene Ontology annotation, molecular function: transcription coregulator activity. Gene Ontology annotation, cellular component: mediator complex.